Molecule: messenger RNA, 4787 nt
Organism: Trachemys scripta elegans
Lineage: Eukaryota; Metazoa; Chordata; Testudines; Emydidae
Product: zinc finger protein 883-like
Exons: 4
Coding region: 1303-2991 (562 amino acids)
Biological process (GO): regulation of transcription by RNA polymerase II
Cellular component (GO): nucleus
Molecular function (GO): RNA polymerase II cis-regulatory region sequence-specific DNA binding; DNA-binding transcription factor activity, RNA polymerase II-specific
Source: RefSeq, a predicted model, not a curated record
CUCCCCUCCCCUCCCCAGCGGGGUCUGUGCGGGGAGAGCCCUUUCCUACCGCCCCUCUGUGUCCAGCCGGAGGGGUGACCCAUCUUUGCUCCCGGGCGGGGAUCUGCGAAGCUCAGCGCUGCUGCCCCCCUGAGCGCCUGCAGGAGUCGAGCCAGCUCCGGGAGAGCGAACGCCCCGGGCCGGGGCCAGGGACCGAGUCUCCCAGCCCGAAAGGAGAGGGGGCAGGAGAGAGAGACUGGAUGGGGCAGUAGGAGCAAUAAGGGGGUGUAUACAAAUCUCUGAUCAGAUCCUUAGGCGGGGGGGGGGGGGGGGGUUUGAACCUGUUUGGCCCACAUCCCAGCUGAGUGCUAACUACUGGGCUCUGAGUCAUACAGUGGGCACUUUCUCCUCUGGGUUUGGAACGGCCCCUGGCUGAGGCAUGCUCUGAGCACACCUAGCAGAUCAGGCUUUGCAGGGAAGUAAGGCAUUCACCUGCCUGGCUUAGCCUGGUUCAGGGAUCGUGCUGGGGCUCAGAAAGGAGAUAGUGUCUGGAUGCCUAGAGGGAGGCAGCGGUGUGCAUGACCAGAAAAGGAACUUAGGCAGCUAGGGAACUUUUACAGCAGUAAUUUAGACGUGCAGUGAGAGUGGGGUUGUAUAAAGGUGGCACCUGAAACUGGGACAUAGGCACCUAAAUCUGAGCCAGGUAGCUUAUCUGAAUGAUUACACAGGCCCAGGAGGAGGCUGUGAACUUGUGAGUUUAGGAGAGAGUGCCUGGUUGGAUUAGCACCCGGGUUCACAGAAGAUGGAUGGAUAGGAAGGGUUAAAGAUUUGUACUUUUGAGUUAAUGAAAUAAGCCCCACAAAGGAGGAAUGUUGGUCUGAGCAUUCUGGUCUGGGAGUAAUCAUUGCAAGACGGCAAGAGAGCAAGAAAGAGCUGCAGGUCUGCAGGACCGAGCAUGCCACCAGGGGGUGGCUCCUGGGUGGCACACCAUCACUCCAGUCAAGCAUGAGAAAGCCAGGAAAGGUCACAGCAGUUUUGGAACCGCUUGUUAACCGGCUUCCCUGCGAGAGGGUGCUGCGGCUUUGAUGGGCUCCGGCUGGGAAGUGUGUAAUUCCUCCUCCAGUUGCCGGGGCUGCUGCGCUGCGGGAGCCAUGUGGGCCACCUCCUGGUCCUGUUGCUGCUGCUGCUCCUCGGACCUCUGGCCCUGGGGCUCCCGCUGCUGCCUGGUGGGUCCCCGGCUGCUCUGCUGGGCCUGGGCUGCGUCCUGCUGCUCCAAGGUGCCCUCCCGGAUUACUCAUUGACAACUCCAAUCUGAGCUCUCAGAUGGAACAAGAGAAAGAGCUGUGGGUCCCAGAUCUCCAGGGCUGUGAGGAAUGGGAGAUUUCAGCAGGUUAUAGGACAGUGAGGGAAAACAAGGAGGAGACCCCUCAGCAGGAAGGUCCCGAGCAAGUGGAACCACCUGGGAUGUUAUUGGGAAGAGCUGAAAGGGAUGUUUCCCAGAGUCAUGAGCAGGGAGAAGCCUGUGAGAGUCAGCGCAGGCUGGAGAAACAUCAGAAAAACCAGCCAGGGAAGGGAGAGAGAAAACCCACUUGCUGUGGGGAAGGACUCAAGAAACCAAAAGACAUCUCAGCCUGUCAGAGAGAAGGGAAAGGAGGUGAAAAUAGAGGUACACACACUGUGUCUGGGAAGAGCUGUAGACAGAGCUCAGAACUUAGUGUUCAGCAGACAAUCCACUCUGGAGAGAGGCCCAAUAAAUGCCCCGACUGUGAGAAAAGCUUUAGCCAGAAAUCAGCCCUUGUUAGACACCAACGGCUGCACACGGGAGAGAAGCCCUACAAAUGCAGUGACUGUGGGAAGAGCUUCAGCGUGAGCUCACACCUGAUCACCCACCAGAGACUGCACACGGGAGAGAGACCCUACAAAUGCCUGGACUGUGGGAAAAGCUUCAGUGAGAGCUCAAACUUUAUUCACCAUCAGAGAAUCCACACAGGAGAGAGACCCUAUAAAUGCCCCAACUGCGGGAAACGCUUCAGUAACAACUCAGACCUCACGAGGCACCACCGGACCCACACGGGAGAGAGGCCUUAUGAGUGCCCGGACUGCAGGAAGAGCUUCAGCAUGAGGUUCCAUUUAGCUAGACACAAGCACGUGCAUGCAAAGGAGGAGAUGGAAAGUUCCCCCCUUCUCACACAUCAGAGACUUCCGUCGGACGAGAAGCUCUGCAAAUGCCCUGACUGCGGGAGAAGGUUCAGGGACAGCAGAGGCCUCAUGACACAUCAGAGAAUCCACAUGGGGCAGAAAUGCUAUCAGUGCUCCGUCUGCGGGAAAAGCUUCGGGGUGAGCUCAGCUCUUUCUGAGCACCGGAGAAUCCACGCGAACGAGAAACCCAGCACCUGCCCGGAUUGUGGGAAAUGCUUUCUUCAGAGCUCAGAGCUGCUCCUCCACCAGAUUAGCCAUGCAGGGGGGAAGCCCUACACAUGUGAGGAGUGUGGUAAACGCUUCGCUCAGAGAUCGAAUCUCCGGGCGCACCUCAAACACCACACAGCUGAGAAGCCCCAUAAAUGCACCCAGUGUGGGAAGAGCUUUGUCAAGCACUCCAUCCUGGCAAGGCACCAGAUCACCCACACGGACCUGAAACCGUUUAAAUGCUCCGCGUGCAGCAAAAGCUUCACUCAGCUCUCCAGCCUCACGAGGCAUGAGAGGGUCCAUGAGGCAGAGAUGCUUUCCGAGCCCCCCGACUGGAUGGCAGAAAUGAACCAUACAUUCAUCGAUUCCAGCGGGCGGGCAUGGAAUUGGGCUCAAGAGUACCCAGCUGCCCGGCUGUGGGGCGAAGAGGUAGCCAUAACCAACCCCAAACUGAUCAGUGACCCUCGGCCUACACCUGGUCUGGCAAACCCCAGACAGGUCAGGGGAGACCUCAGCCAUCCCCUUUUAAGUGCUGUUGAAUUGGCUGCCAAGCUACCAAGCUCUUCUGCCUCCUGCCAAGACAGUGCAUCCAUCUCUCUGGACUGAAAGAUCCCCCGUCCCCUUAACCGCUUCCCCGGGCCACCAGCCUCAGGAGCCACACUAGAGGAGGGCAUUGCGGCUGGGGUUUCCCGAGACACCCAGAGGGCAGGAUUGGGGGUGGUGGGAAGCAGAGAGGGCCAGCUGGCUGCUAGGGGUAUUAAGUGUCUGGGGACUGGGGGUUAAGGAAUCAUAGAAUAUCAGGGUUAGAAGGGACCUCAGGAAGUCAUCUAGUCCAACCCCCUGCUCAAAGCAGAGGGAGGAUGGGCAGGGUUAGGAUGCUGCAUUCCCCUCAGUUGGAGUCUCAGCAUCUCUGAAAGCCAAUCCUGAUACUUCUAAUGACCACCAUUAGUCACUUGCGCCAUCACUUCCUGGUAAAAUCUGCUGCUUUUUCCCACCCUUUGGGUGUCUUCCCCACCCUUCUUUCCAGGUGUCCCUCCCCUGCCUCUGUAUUUCUCCUUCUGUCUUCCCUCAGCAUGUCCUCUGCUGCAGCAGUUCAGUUACUCUGAAACCUGUCAUGCUGCCAUUACUCCCUUUCCCCCCAUCCCCUCAGCUACAAGGACAAGCAAUGACACAGUCGGGCUGGCAUGUACAGUGCCAUAGGGAUUUAGCGUAAACCCCACCGCAAGAGGAAAGGGGGCGGGGCUUUCUGCAGACACCUCUGAACCAGACUUACCUGGUGUUUGGAAGGUUCCCUUCCCUAACAAAUGAAAGCUUAGAUUCUGCAGGAUCUGGACAUGCCAGAGGAAGCACACAAACACUUCCGGCAGCUGGAUGUUUGAUACUGCUCUCUUACAUACAACGAUUAUGGUCGGUAUGGAAAUGCUUAAGCCGACAGAUAGAGGGAUGUGUAUGGAGAAAAUAGAUAAAUAGAAAAAAGACUCUCCCAGGGACCAAUAAAAGAUCGUUCCCUCUUGAAUAUUUUCUAGAGCUUGUUGGAAGGAUUGGACUCCAAGUAUAAUUUUACACCGUUAAAGAAGACCCAAGUAUCUUGCAGUGUAUGGGGGGGGAAAUGGUUGGAAAGUUACUUGAGUUAAUCCAGUAGCAGGAACCUUUUUGUAGUUGAUGGGUAUCUUUCUGUUUUAUACUUUUUUAUUUUAAACUGCAGGCAUAUGUGGUUUGAGAAAGCUCCCAAGGGAAACUUUAUAAAUCAAAAUAAAAUAAUUGUAUGAUGGCUGAAAUGCUGGCACAGCUCCUUAGGGACUUAUCAAGGAAAGGUGUGUGUAUACAUGUGUACAUGUACACAAAAGAUAUACCUAUUUGAGAUGGGAAAGUAACUGAAAGUACAGUAAAAGCUUUGUUAUCUGGCAUGUUGGGGGAAUAGGAGGUGCCAGUUAAUCAAAUAUUCCAGUUAACUAAGAGUUAUACUUACAAUGGAAUACCAAUUUUCAAAGAAUUAGAAUACAAUAAAAUGAAUAAAGUAUAAAAUAGUAGACAGGUACUCACCAAUCCAGUAGCAGUACUGCACUGCAGAGUGGUUGGUUUCUUGAAGCACUUAGGUGUAUACAGGUAAAAUGUUCUAUACAGUAGGUUAUCUUAUGACACUACAUAUCACUAAGGGCAGCGGAUGGCAUACACCCAGAACACAAAAAAUCCACUUAACACUAAAACUAUACUGAAUAUAAUUUCAUCUUUCUUUGAUGAUUCAGAAGGCACUUCAGGAUCUUGCAGUGCCUCAGGAUCACCAUUAUCAACAUAAAUUAUCAUUGUAGAUGUAGAAGGUGUAGGAAAUGGGGCUAAAUCUGUAAUGACCCUAUGACACACCCUAGAAGCUGCUUUUUUGAAUAAAUCUCUGAUAUCACCUU